AUGGCCAUCUGGAACCGUAGCAGCACCUCGUCCGACGAGCCGAAGGUGGCUCGCGAUGCCGAGUUCGGCGGCAAGACCGAGUAUGAGGCGCACGCUUCCUACGAUCCCGCCGAGGGCGAGGUCCAGCAGGCGGGCGAGAAGCAGAACUUGCACCGUGGUCUGGAGGCCAGGCACAUCACUAUGAUUGCCAUUGGUGGUGCAAUUGGUACCGGUUUGAUCAUUGGCACUGGCAAGGCUCUGGCGCAGUCCGGCCCUGCUUCGAUCCUGAUUUCGUACACUUUCGUCGGUCUUCUCGUCUUCGCCGUCAUGGCUGGUCUCGGUGAAAUGGCUGCUUGGCUCCCUCUUGGAUCUGGUUUCUCUGGCUAUGCCAACCGCUUCGUGGAUCCCGCCCUUGGCUUUGCUCUCGGCUACACGUACUGGUUCAAGUACAUUAUUGUUACUCCCAAUCAGCUCACGGCUGCCGCGCUGGUCAUCCAGUAUUGGGUAACAGCGGACAAAGUGAACCCGGGUGUAUUCAUCACUGUCUUCUUCGUUGUGAUCGUCUGCAUCAACUACUUCGGCGUCAAAUUCUUCGGUGAAUUCGAAUUCUGGCUCAGCAGCUUGAAGGUCGUCGUUAUUGUCGCUUUGAUCCUCCUGUCCCUCAUCCUGGCACUCGGCGGUGGGCCCACCCAUGACAGGACGGGCUUCAGGUACUGGAAGGAGCCGGGAGCGUUCAAGGCGGCGUAUGUCGGUGGCGACGCCGGCAAGUUCCUUGGUUUCUGGAGCUCCAUGAUCAACGCUGUCUUCGCCUACCUGGGCACUGAGCUCGUCGGUGUCACUGUUGGCGAGGCUCAGAAUCCCAGGCGCACCAUCCCUAAGGCCAUCAAGCUGACCUUCUACCGUAUCCUCUUCUUCUACUGCUUGUCGGUCCUGCUCCUUGGAAUGAUCGUCCCCUACGAUUCGGAUCUCCUUUCUUUCGCCAACAAGGCAGGCAACAGCGCUGCUGCUUCUCCUUUCGUUGUGGCCAUCACGAUCGCCCAAAUCGACGCUCUCCCCGGUAUCCUGAACGGCUGUAUUCUGCUCUUUGUCUUCUCGGCCGCCAACUCGGAUCUGUACAUCGCUUCGCGUACCAUCUACGGUCUCGCUAGCACCGGCAAGGCGCCGAAGAUCCUGGCCCGCACUGACAAGCGUGGCGUUCCGGUCUACGCCCUCGGACUCUCCUCGUGCUUCUGCCUGCUGGCGUACAUGAACGUUUCGGACGACUCGAAGAAGGUGUUCGGCUACUUCGUCAACCUGGUGACCAUCUUCGGCCUGCUCACGUGGAUCUCGAUUUUGGUGACGCACAUCUACUUCGUCAAGGCGCGCGAGGCGCAGAACGUGCCCAAGGAGACGCUGGCGUACGUGUCGCCGUUCGGCAUUUGGGGCAGCUACAUCGCGCUCGGCUUCUGCAUCCUGAUCGCCUUCACCAAGAACUUCAGCGUCUUCAUCCACAGCGAGGAUUACGGCGACUUCGACUACAAGAACUUCAUCACCGGCUACCUUGGCAUCCCGCUCUACAUCAUCAUGAUCUUCGGCUGGAAGUGGUGGCACAAGACCGAGGGCAUCAAGGCGUCGGAGGCCGACCUCUGGACCGGCAAGGAUAUCAUCGACCGCGAGGAACAGGAAUUCCUGGCCCAGCAGGCGGCGAACAACAAGGGAGGAAAGACGUUCUACUCGAGAUUCGUCUCUUGGUUGUUCUAA
Molecule: messenger RNA, 1719 nt
Organism: Lasiodiplodia theobromae
Lineage: Eukaryota; Fungi; Ascomycota; Dothideomycetes; Botryosphaeriales; Botryosphaeriaceae
Product: Dicarboxylic amino acid permease
Exons: 4
Coding region: 1-1719 (572 amino acids)
Biological process (GO): amino acid transmembrane transport
Cellular component (GO): membrane
Molecular function (GO): amino acid transmembrane transporter activity
Source: RefSeq, a predicted model, not a curated record